Molecule: messenger RNA, 2307 nt
Organism: Symbiodinium natans
Lineage: Eukaryota; Dinophyceae; Suessiales; Symbiodiniaceae
Source: the annotation of a GenBank genome assembly
AUGGUGUACAAAUGCUUCGGACGGGCCUCCCGCUGUUCCGGCGGACCUCCCGGGUCUUGCGCACCCGGGCGAGACCCUGCGACGGUUACGUGCAACGACUGCCUCCCGGGGCGAAUGCCGCUUCAAGACGGAUCCUGCGGGCCCUGCAUCGCCACGUCCUUUGCCGUCUUCGGCUUCGUCGUCCUGGCCCUGGUGUUCGGCAUCGCCUUGGUCUAUGUCGUUUUGGCGCUCCACGCAGACCGGGCGACACAACCAGGGCAUUUGUUCCUGGGCGUCGUGGCUGUAAGUCAGCUUGUGACGCUGAUCCAGCAGCUGGUCGUAGUGAGCAAGCUGGGCAUCGAGUGGCACGCGCCCGUCGAUGAGAUUCUGAAGUCCCUCGCCAUUUUCGGCGUGGACUUGGACAUGAUUGCAUUGCCGUGCGUUGCGACAGUGGGUCCGGUCCUGAAGUACGUCCUCACUGUGUCGGUUGCCCCCAUUCUGGCCGGCAUUGCUCUGGCAUUGCACCUAUCAGCUGUUGCCUACAAAAGGUAUGUCUGGCAAGGUUUGAAGGUGAGGCUGGAUUCGAUCCAGCUGCUGCGGACACUGGGAUCCCUCGUGUCGCUGCUGUUCAUCGGAAUCUUCACGGCCUUGGUGGCGCCCUUUCAGUGUAACUCCCACCCCAACGGCCGGAAGACCAUCCAACAGUAUGCCUCGGUGUUUUGCAACCUGCGUGAUGCACACCUGCAGAUGAGUGUGAUCGGCGCAGUGGCGUGCUUGAUGCCACUGUGCUUUCUGGCCGUGUGCAUCUGGAUCAUCUGCGUGGAGCUUCCAAAACGGGUGCUGCGGGCCGAUGCCACCUACUACCGGGCCUGCUCAUUCCUGUGGCUGCGCUUUCGGCCUGGAGGGGAGCGCUUCGCCAUCUUCAUGCUGGUUAGAAAUGCGCUGAUGGUGCUGUGCCCGUUGCUUCCAUCUGUCUCGGUGAAGCUGGCGGCGCUGAACGUGCUUCUCUACUUGAGCCUGAUCGCGAUGACCUUGAGCCAACCUUGGCGGGUUCCUGCGAGCAAUGUGCUGGACACGCUGCUCCAUGUGGGUUUGCUGGUGGUGCUCUACAUGGCCUCCCUCUUCGCCGGCCACGGCGUGGACGAUGCCAGCUUGGUCCAGGCAACUGCCAUCUCCUUGUUCUUCAUGCUAAUGAUGCCAGUGGCAGUUGCCGUCGUCGUUCUCUAUGGCUUGGGCCUCCACUUUGUCCGCCGGAGCCGGAAGCCCUGGCAUUUCUUCCUCUCCCAUCACAAGCGCGCCGCCGGCAGCUUCGCGCGCCUUCUGAAGAUCCAGCUGCAGCAGCGCAAGCAGCGGGGCGCCGCCCUCAAUGCUUUCCUGGACACCGACAACCUGCGGGAUCUGACGGAACUCUUCAACUUCGUGCAGGACUCCGAGACCUUUGUCAUCCUGGCCAGCCCGGGAAUCUUGGCGCGCAAAUGGUGCGUGGGCGAGAUCGUCACCGCCAAAUUGCACAAGGUUCACACUGUGAUCGUCAGAUGGCCAAACUUCACGGACCCCACUGCGACCAUGCACGAGAAUCUAUCAUUCGCCAUUCCUGGCGUUGAGGCCCUGACAGCUUACAGCAUCUCCCUCCAUGAUGUCUCCAGCACCUUACGCUGGAUCAAGACUCUGGAAUCUUUCUCUUUCCCUCAUUCACUGGAUGCGGAGAGUAUUGGCAAGAUCUGCGAUGCCUUGACGGGAGGGGUGCUGCCAUCUCUAUCAUCUCUGGAGAGAAAGACGGCUCGCCCAGAUUGCGUCAUUCUGGUGGACCCUAGAAAUCAGGAGGCGGUUGCAACAGCGCAUGUGCUCUUGGAACUCCUGAGACUAGGAAAAGAAGUUCGGCUGUCUCCAGUGGUCCUGAAGGCCGGGGACCGCGUCCCAGACUACGUGGCGAAAGCGCUCCUCGUUUGCUCCUCGGGGUGCUUCCAGUCAGAGGCCCUUGCAUCUUGGCUCAUCCGCCUUCCCACGCCAAAGUGUGCCAUCCUACCCAUCCUAGCAGAGCCCGAUUUCGCCGUGCCCACCGAGCCCUUUGAGAACGCGGCGGCCGGAGUCGCGGGAGCCUUCACCGACUCCGAGCGCGCCGCCUAUGCGCAGGUGCUGGAAGUCGUCUUCCAGGAGAUUGCGAGCGUCUUGGCGCCGCAGUCUUACUCCAGCACCCAAGAAGAUUUGGAGCUGCGCGCGAAGCAGAUAGCGUUCCGCUUGCAGUCGAAGGGCUCUAGUCGGAGAAUAGACACUGGCUCAGUGCGAUCCAUUCCCGGGGAGGUCAGCGAGGGCUUGUUCCGGAUUUAG